CUGAAAGCACGUGGACUUCCAAAUCCUGCCGAUUCGCAAUCGAAAACGCGAUCAAAUCGUUGAAAUCAAAAAGUUAUUUCUCUAGAUUUGAGUUAGUAAACACAAAUAUGACAUGAGGGUCAAAAUAUUAUCAAGAAAUCCGAGUGAAUUCCGUCGGGAAACGAAGAAAGACAUUCAAAAAGUGCCAAGAAACUAUGAUCCUUCUCUUCAUCCCUUUGAAGCUCCAAGAGAAUACACCAGAGCUCUCAAUGCAGCCAAACUAGAACGAGUCUUUGCCAAGCCGUUUGUUGGGUCCCUGGAUGGACACAGCGAAGGGGUUCAUUGCCUCUGUAAACAUCCCAAACAGUUGUCAACGUUAUUAUCUGGUGCUUACGACGGGGAGCUGAAGUUAUGGAACUUGCCGCGGAGGGAGUGUACUCGGAGUAUCCAGGCUCAUGAUGGUUUUGUGCGUGGAAUCUGCUGUCAUCCAAAUGGAGAAUACUUCUUCUCAUGUGGAGAUGACAAGAUUAUUAAACAAUGGAGCAUGGCGUCCCCUACAGAUGGUCAGGAGGAACCAGUCAACUCGAUCGUUGGGAAGCACAUCUUUCAAUCUAUAGACCACCACUGGAAAAAUAAUAUGUUUGCCACAGCUGGAGAAACGGUUGACAUUUGGGAUGAAGAGCGAUCGUCCCCUGUUCGGACAUUCACAUGGGGUGUUGAUAGUAUAGGCAGUGUGAAAUUCAACCCGGUAGAGACUCAUUUACUAGGAGCGACAGCCCAGGAUAGAUCUAUUAUUCUUUAUGACAUGAGAGGUGCUAAUCCGUUGCGGAAGGUUAUAUUGAAAUUGCGAUCGAACACAAUAGCUUGGAAUCCGAUGGAAGCGUUUAUAUUCACAGCAGCUAAUGAAGAUUAUAACUUGUACACAUUUGAUAUGAGGAACCUAAGCGAACCACUUAAUGUUCAUAUGGAUCAUGUCUCCGCAGUUUUAGAUGUCGACUACUCACCGACUGGUAAAGAAUUUGUAUCAGGGAGUUACGACAAGACUAUUCGGAUCUUCUCUGUUGACAAGAGUCAUAGCAGGGAGAUCUAUCAUACGAAGAGAAUGCAGCGUGUAGUUUGUGUGAAAUGGUCAUCAGACAAUAAAUAUCUAUUAUCUGGGUCGGACGAGAUGAAUAUACGAGUAUGGAAGGCGAAGGCAUCAGAGAAACUUGGGGCGUUACAAUUGCGGGAGAAGGCGGCCUUCAACUACAACGAGAAGCUGAAAGAGAAGUUUGCACACCACCCGCACGUGAAACGUAUCAUCCGCCAUCGGCAUAUACCCAGACCAGUCUACACCGCCGCCAUUGAACACAGGACCAUUAAAUACUCGCAGAAGAGAAAGGAGGCAAAUCGUCGAGCCCACAGCAAGGCGGGAGCGGUGCCUUACGUCGGGGAGAGGAAGAAAAGCGUUGUGGGGGAAAGAAAAUAGAUGUCAUGGGGGAAUAGAAACUGUUUCUGAAAAUAUUCGUUAUUCUGGACACAAUAUGUAUAUUUUGUGGACUUUUGUGAUUUUGUGUCUUGUUCCAGAUGGAUUCUGGAGCUCUUUACUCUCAAUGGACUUCAAAACCUUUUCUUGGACUGGUGCAUUUAGAGUGUUCGUUGGCCCUGGUCAGAGUGAGAUUUUCUUCGAUUUCACGCGGUCGAUAGGUAUUAAACUUUUCCUUCGUGUGGAGAAAGUGAGAGUUUCCAGGAGUAAGAAAGCAAUAUGGUCUUGUAACUUCAACAAUAAAACUCCAAUUAUUUAUGUAA
Lineus longissimus is the source of this 1767-nucleotide messenger RNA. Its product is annotated as DDB1- and CUL4-associated factor 13-like. The record is from RefSeq and is a predicted model, not a curated record. Bases 113 to 1447 code for a protein of 444 amino acids. Gene Ontology annotation, molecular function: protein binding. NCBI's taxonomy places the organism in Eukaryota, Metazoa, Nemertea, Pilidiophora, Heteronemertea, Lineidae. Gene Ontology annotation, biological process: maturation of SSU-rRNA from tricistronic rRNA transcript (SSU-rRNA, 5.8S rRNA, LSU-rRNA). The transcript is spliced from 11 exons. Gene Ontology annotation, cellular component: nucleolus; small-subunit processome.